CGAUUUCGGGGUGUGGUCAACAACGUAUAAAUAAAAUAAUGCGCAUCGCUGGGGAUUUUGUUGACAGAAAUGGCAAUUGUUUUCGUCAGGUGAAUCCGUAUAAAAGAGACGGAAGAAUCAGCUCUCUUCAGUAUCAUCUUCAAGCUCGCCAGCGCUUCACUCAACAUUUGGCUACACCAUGAAGUCUAAGAUAGCCCUCGUUUUGCUGUUUGCUGUGGCCGCACAGGCCCAGUUUAUCGGCGGUUACCACGGUUACGCGGUACCCUCCACUAUCCCCGUGCAGUGGCUCUCUCAUGGCCAGUUCGCCCCGUCCAACGUUUACGCUUACACUGCCCAGCCUUCCAAUUAUUAUCGUGACAUUGCAGGUAAUAACAUAGGGUCCUGGGCUUACUUCAAUCCAACGGUCCAGGUGGAUGCUAACGCGGUUCAGCCUGGUACUAUCGUGGACCCUAAAUCGAGCGCUGCUCCCGUUCGCGCGAAGCGUCAAAUUCAAUUGCGUUACAGAGGCGGUGGAAGAAAUGGUCGAAGUUUGAAUGACCGUUCGUUGUCCGAACGCCCUGCUCACAAAGUUGCCACUCCGGCCCGCAAAGAGCGUCAAAUUCAACUGCGAUACAGAGGUAGUUCCAGGAGAGGACGCAGCAUCCCUUUAUUUCCGGCCUUUGAUAAAUUGGGCGCAACCUCAACUCGCGCGGACCGUCAAAUUAUACUGCGGUACAGAAACGGUGCUAAUAGGAAGAGAGUCGGGAGGAGCCUGAACGAACCUUCUUUCAUCGAGACUAUGCCCGCUCACUGAACCUGCCUAAGCCACGACUAGGAAAUGAACACUUUCGGACGAGCCAUCAAGCGAUUACAUGAUUCAGUUACUUUUAAAUUCUAACAACGUAACUACGAGCUAACUCUGAACGGUGCUAUAGCAUCUCUUCAGCUGGAACUCACCGUGUAGACUUAAAGCCAUGAUAAAUAAAUGCGAAAAAUGAAAA
Daphnia carinata is the source of this 980-nucleotide messenger RNA. RefSeq lists its product as uncharacterized. The record is from RefSeq and is a predicted model, not a curated record. NCBI's taxonomy places the organism in Eukaryota, Metazoa, Arthropoda, Branchiopoda, Diplostraca, Daphniidae. The transcript is spliced from 2 exons. Bases 179 to 793 code for a protein of 204 amino acids.